AUGCCAGCGCCCCGCAACGCCGCGCCCGCCGUGAUGCUGCCGAGGAUGAGGCGCUUGUCCUUGGCAGCUGAGGGGGAGCUUUCCCGAGCGUGUGCGGCUUUGGUGGACCACUCCUUCAUGCUGACGCUGUUGUGGCCAAACUCCGCUCCAAGCACCCCACCGCUCCACCGGCCGGACCUGCCCUGGCCGCACUGGGGCCUCCGCCGCAGCACUUGGUCCCCGACAUUGCGGUGGAACAGGUGGGCCGGGCUGCUCCGGAGAAGAAGCGCGCCCGGGCCCAGCGGCCUCCGUGGCGACCAUCUCCGCGAGGCGCUGGGGACCGCCCACAGCGACGAGGUGGUUGCCCACCUUGCCGGGGUUGUGCGCUUGCUCGCGAGCGGCGGUGCCCCGCCGGAGGUGGCUGCGCACCUGGCAGGCGGCGCCUUGCUCGCGUUGCCCAAAGGCGACGGAGACGUGCGACCCAUUGCUGUGGGGGAGACGCUGCGGCGGCUGGUGGGCAAAUGUCUUUGCGAAGCGGUGCGGGAGGAUGUUAAGGCCCACUUCUGCCCGCUCCAGGUUGGCGUGGCCACGCCCCUUGGUGCGGAGGGCGCGGGGCCGCACGCCCUCCCAGACCUCACUUUCGGCUUCCUGGAUGACGUCUGCUUGGCGGGCAACUGCCGCCACGUGGCCUCGGCCCUGCACUGGCUGCACGUGGAGGUGGAAAAGCCUGGCCUCCUUCCUCCCCAGCUGGACGCCGACGGUGCUCCAGAGAAUGGGGUGCCCAACCCUGCUGGACGGCGCUCUGCUGACAUCUGGGUCGCAGCUGGGGCAUUCACGGGCCUGCCGCCCUUGAUCUUGCCGACUCCGUCCUGGACAGCUCCCACAAGCUGCUGCCGCAGGGGGCGCGUGGGCGGUGGGGCCAGCUACAGAUUACGAGGGCUCUGGGGGUCGCUGUCCUGGGUAGGGCCCUGGCUGCGCGCAGCGGCGGCGAUCGAGACCGACCGCCCUG
This is a messenger RNA of Effrenium voratum, 988 nucleotides long. Lineage: Eukaryota; Dinophyceae; Suessiales; Symbiodiniaceae. The record is from the annotation of a GenBank genome assembly.